Cicer arietinum (chickpea) is the source of this 1405-nucleotide messenger RNA. Its product is annotated as putative glucose-6-phosphate 1-epimerase. Gene Ontology annotation, molecular function: glucose-6-phosphate 1-epimerase activity; carbohydrate binding. Gene Ontology annotation, biological process: carbohydrate metabolic process. The record is from RefSeq and is a predicted model, not a curated record. Gene Ontology annotation, cellular component: cytoplasm. Lineage: Eukaryota; Viridiplantae; Streptophyta; Magnoliopsida; Fabales; Fabaceae.
AAAUUUGUUUUUGUUAAAGUCUAAUAAAUCAGUUUUUGGUGUUCAUUACUUAGAAUUUAGAAAAAGAGAAAGAAAAAAAAAAAAUAGAGAUAGAGUUUCUUGAUAAUGAAUCAUUCAGGAGGUGAAAGUGAUCAUAACAGAACAGCAAUUGAAAUUACCAAGGACAAAAAUGGAAUUGACCAAGUGAUUCUUCGAAACAUUCGAGGAGCUUCAGCAACGGUUAGCUUGCAUGGAGGACAAGUUCUUUCAUGGAAAACAGAACGUGGUGAAGAGUUAUUGUUUACUAGUUCUAAGGCAAUCUUUAGUCCUCCCAAACCAGUACGAGGAGGAAUUCCAAUCUGUUUUCCACAGUUUGGAAACCGAGGAACACUAGAGCAACAUGGAUUUGCAAGGAAUAAGAUAUGGGUUAUUGAUCAAAAUCCUCCACCUCUUCCCAAUGAUUCCAAUGGAAAAGCUUGCAUUGACUUGUUGCUCAAACCAUCCGAAGAUGAUAUGAAACUAUGGCCACAUAGCUUCGAGUUUCGCCUAAGGGUCUGUUUGGCAGCAGAUGGACGUUUGAACUUGAUAUCUCGCAUCAGGAAUGUCAAUGGCAAGCCUUUCAGUUUCUCCUUUGCAUUUCAUACAUAUUUCUCCAUCUCUGAUAUCAGUGAAGUGAGGGUAGAAGGGUUGGAAACUCUUGACUACCUCGAUAACUUAUGCCAGAAGGAACGCUUCACCGAACAAGGAGAUGCUUUGACAUUUGAAUCUGAGGUCGAUCGAGUGUAUCUCGAUUCUUGCAAUACGGUAGCUGUUCUUGAUCACGAAAGGAAGCGCACAUUUGUGAUACGAAAGGAAGGUCUUCAGGAUGUUGUUGUUUGGAAUCCUUGGGAGAAAAAAUCAAAGUCAAUAGUGGAUUUAGGGGAUGAAGAGUACAAGCAUAUGCUCUGCGUGGACGGUGCAGCAGUUGAAAAACCGAUAACUUUAAAACCAGGCGAAGAAUGGACGGGCCGCUUGGAGCUCUCUGUUGUCCCUUCUACAUGACUUCAAUGUGCAAACUGAAAGCAAAUACUAACAAAAAUAAACUACCAAGCAUUGGUUAUUGUUUUAACAAAUCUUGCAGCCUAAAAAUCAUAAUAAGAGGGGACUUCAUAUCAAAGACGGUGGAAUGUGAAUUUAAAUAUUUCUCAAAAGGAAGGGCAUGUAACUGAAGUAGAGAGAUACAUGUGUUAUGUUCAAGAUCAACCACUUUUCCGAGAUAUGCAUCUAAUUGAUGUACAUGAAGUGGAAGCAGUUAACUUAAGAAAGAAAUAUCAUGAACAUUUCUUCUUCUAUGUUGUGUUUUGCAGUUAACUUAAGAAAGAAAGAAAUACACUUUUCUUCUUCUAUGUUGUGUUUUGCAUUUUAAUAUAAACAUUUAAGUCAUGUA